Molecule: messenger RNA, 2411 nt
Organism: Manis javanica (Malayan pangolin)
Lineage: Eukaryota; Metazoa; Chordata; Mammalia; Pholidota; Manidae
Source: RefSeq, a predicted model, not a curated record
CUCCCGAGGGCGGGACCCGGAGCUGGGAAGGGGAGUGGGGUCCCCGCGGGAUCCGCGCGCCGCGACACGCGAGGCUCCUGCCUGUCCCGGCCUUCAGUCUCCCCGCCAUGGGGUGGCCGGGUCUUCUGCACGCCGCCGCCGCGGCCGCCUGCGACGCUCGCUUCUUCGGCAUUUCCAGAGCCCCCGAGUCGUGCCGGGCCUGCCCUCAGGCGGGACUCAAGCUGACCCGGCCCUGCUCGCCGGCCGCGCCGCAUCCCGCAGUGGGGUGGGAGCGGGGGGCGGGCAGUAAACACAAGGGCAAACUGGGAGACGCCGGGUGGUGGGAGGUGCCACGAGGAGGGUGCUGUAGAGGAGACCUCAGUCAGGCACAGGUCUGCGGAAGAGCGUUCUAGACAGAAGGAACAGCAAGUGCCGACGGUACAAGCUUGAUGUGUUUGGCAGCCAGCCAGCGCCAGCGUGGCAGGUUGGGUUGAUGAGGAGCCAGCAAAGAAGACCAAGAAGGAGUCCAGAAAAGCAGAAGAAAAAACAGGAGCGUAUGGUGUGGCAUCCAAGAGAUCUUCUGAGGAGAAGUGCUCAGACCUGGGGACCUGUGAGCCCUGCAUCCAGUUAAUCAUGGAGAGGAUCAGCUCAGGCCACCAGCCCCUUAGGUGAGGAUUCCACCUGGGGCUCCGUUGAUGAUCCCAAAUCAUGGAAGCAAAGAGAACUCCCCCAGCCAGGAGACAUUCUUGCAAGUCGUGACCCAGCUCAGCCGGCUCUUCCUGUGCACCGACUUCAGGAGAAGUGCCUGCCCGCCCCUGACCCAGAGCUAGGGCGUCGCAACUUCCCCGGAUGGGGAGGUGGGCCCUCGACGUGGCCUUUGUCUGGAAGGCAGUGCUGACUCUGGGGCUGGUCCUGCUCUACUACUGCUUCUCCAUCGGCAUCACCUUCUACAACAAAUGGCUGACAAAGAGCUUCCACUUCCCCCUCUUCAUGACGAUGCUGCACCUGGCUGUGAUCUUCCUGUUCUCCGCCCUGUCCAGGGCACUGGUUCAGUGCUCCAGCCACAGGGCCCGAGUGGUGCUGAGCUGGACCGACUACCUCAGAAGAGUAGCUCCGACAGCACUGGCAACAGCACUUGAUGUGGGCCUGUCCAACUGGAGCUUCCUCUACAUCACCGUCUCACUGUACACAAUGACCAAAUCCUCAGCCGUCCUCUUCAUCUUGAUCUUCUCUCUGAUCUUCAAGCUGGAGGAGCUGCGUGCAGCGCUGGUCCUGGUGGUCCUCCUCAUUGCUGGGGGCCUCUUCAUGUUCACCUAUAAGUCCACGCAGUUCAACGUGGAGGGCUUUGCCUUGGUGUUGGGGGCCUCGUUCAUUGGUGGAAUUCGCUGGACCCUCACCCAGAUGCUCCUGCAGAAGGCGGAACUUGGGCUCCAGAACCCCAUUGACACCAUGUUCCACUUGCAGCCACUCAUGUUUCUGGGGCUUUUCCCUCUCUUUGCCGUAUUUGAAGUUACCACAGCCGCAAAAGCCAGUGAAGCUGCUGUCCACUGCUGCUCCUCCCUGGAGAUGGACACAGGGCUACUCCUGCGAGUGCUUGGGAGCCUCUUCCUUGGCGGGAUUCUCGCCUUUGGUUUGGGCUUCUCUGAGUUCCUCCUGGUCUCUAGAACCUCCAGCCUCACUCUCUCCAUUGCCGGCAUUUUUAAGGAAGUCUGCACUUUGCUGUUGGCAGCUCAUCUGCUGGGUGAUCAGAUCAGCCUCCUGAACUGGCUGGGCUUCGCCCUCUGCCUCUCGGGAAUAUCCCUGCACGUUGCCCUCAAAGCCCUGCACUCCAGAGGUGAUGGCAGCCCUAAACCCUUGAAGGGACUGGGCUCCAACCCCGACCUGGAGCUGCUGCUCCGGAGUAGCCAGCCGGAAGAAGGUGGCAAUGAGGAGGAGGAGGAGGAGUACUUUGUGGCCCAGGGGCAGCAGUGACCAGCCAGGAGGCCGGCUUGGAAGCAGACCACUCCCCAGCCCUCACACCUGAUGGCAGCUUGGGGACCUGGGUGACCUCUCACAGCAGCUGGGGAGCAGUGGGCCAGGAGUCUCCUGGGCUGAGCCAGGGACAGGGCCUGACCACAGGGUGGAGCUAGGGCAGGGAGCUGGUCAGACAAGGGUGAGCACCAGGCCAGCCCCAGAGCUGGCUGGAGCAGGGCCUAAGCUGUGCCCGAGUCAGCGGGCAGAGGGAGUGGGCUGUUCUCGCAUGCUUGCCAGCCUCUGAUAGCCAAGAUUGUGAUUUCAGAGGAGUAACAGGUUUCUAAGGGGACUGGAUUUGGACUGCAGUGCAAUUGGGAAAGAGAGAUGAAGAGGCUGAGGCCUCAUCACCUGGAGAGUGUCUUUUCUCAGACAGCAGAUACAUUUGUAGUUUGGAAAUAAAGGUUUUAUGGUCCACUGGC